CUUAACCCUAAGCGGCUUGAAGAAUUCGGAAUGGAGAUGUUCCAAUUCUUCGAAAAACGUCACCUCUAAUUUUUUACACCAAUCUAAUAUAUAAUAUUAUUACCGUACAUUAUAAAAACGUUCGACUCAAGUGAUAUCGACGCAUUGUCAAAAAAGUUACAUUCACCUAAACAACAAUAACGUGUUCAUUCAUAGCUACAUCUUUUCAAGCUGCGUAUUUAGUGGUGACAUUGAGACAACAGGAAAUAUCCUAAAGCUAAGAAGAAUGGGUAAUGUGAUAACUUCUGCCGUGUCAGCAGCUGAUGUAAUUAAGCCAAUGCAUCAGGAACAAAUUACAAAGCCUUCGCAUCAUGGGAUACACAAACCAGAAGGAGACCCUCCUCCAGAGUGUCCUAUGCAUAAUAAAUUUGCACAGCAGAAGCCACCUCCUACAUACAGUAGUGAAUGUCCAAUAAAUGACAUGGCUCAGAAUGACAUUAAUCCCCUUAACAUGAUGCCACCAGCUAAUCAACAACCAGCUCCAGAUCAACCCUUCCCAUUGCCAACAAAGAGAGAAGUCUCCUCCAUACCAAAAGCAACAGCAGAGGGGGAAUUUUGGGUAUAUCCUUCACAACAGAUGUUUUGGAAUGCUAUGUUGAGAAAAGGGUGGCGUUGGAAAAGCGACGAUAUAACAGCGAAGGAUAUGGAUGACAUAAUAAAAAUUCACAAUGCUAAUAAUGAACAAGCAUGGGAGGAAGUGUUGAAAUGGGAAGCGCUUCAUGCAAAGGAAUGUAGCACUCCGAAAUUACGCAGCUUUGGAGGCAAAGCAAAACAGUACUCACCACGCGCGCGUAUUCGAUACUGGAUGGGCUAUGAACUACCGUUCGAUCGUCACGAUUGGAUCAUAGACAGAUGUGGGAAGGAUGUACGAUACAUUAUAGACUACUAUGAUGGUGGACAAGUGAAUGAAAAAUACACAUUUGCAUUAUUGGAUGUUAGACCAGCUAUGGAUUCACUGGAGAACAUUUGGGAUCGUAUGAGGGUAGCAUGGUUACGUUGGAAGUAUUGUAAUGAUUCAGAGCAAUCAGAAUGUGCCACAAAGGAGGAGAAGAUAUAGAGAUGAAUAGAAUAAUCGAGAAAUCUUAGCUUAUUGAUUAAUCACAUGCUCGUUUUAUGAGUUACUUGUUAUGUGUUACGUUCACGCAAUGUACAGUUUUUAAAAUACAAGAUGACGUAGUUACAUGAAACAGCAAAGAGGUUCACUAAUGUUUAAAAAACAAAGGAAAAAGGAAAAGAAUAUUGUACAAUUUUCUGAUAUUCUUCGAACGGUAUUUAGAUAAUUACAAAAACUCGAUUCCGGAAAAAAUAUUUUCCCUCGAACAUGGUAAAUGUAUGUUCUAAUAAAAUGGGGAAAUUUUUACAAAUUGGAGACUCGUUCUUUCAGUGUACUAUACAGUAAAAGUUCUAUAAAAGUUCUUUCGGAUCUACGCCAUGAAUGUUCAUGGUCUAUCUCCAUCAUAAGGGAAGACCACCCUUGAACCAGGCAAGCGACUAAUGUGACACGGC
Messenger RNA from Habropoda laboriosa, 1545 nucleotides. RefSeq names its product cytochrome c-type heme lyase (gene Cchl). The transcript has 5 exons. Gene Ontology annotation, cellular component: mitochondrion. The coding region runs from base 266 to 1096 and encodes 276 amino acids. Gene Ontology annotation, biological process: cytochrome c-heme linkage. The record is from RefSeq and is a predicted model, not a curated record. Lineage: Eukaryota; Metazoa; Arthropoda; Insecta; Hymenoptera; Apidae. Gene Ontology annotation, molecular function: holocytochrome-c synthase activity.